AUGAUUGAGGGUCACCGGUUGUUUUCCAGCCAACACGAUGAGGACAUCCGAUCAGCCAACGUAUCAAGAAACCGCUGGACCUCGGUUCCGCGCACCAUGAACGAAUGUGGACGUGAAACCGAUCGGACCCAAAUUCCACAUGCAUCCGGUCACCCACAAACAACUGAACAAGGGACACCAGAUUUGAGCCCGUUGACUUCUCAUGAACGUGUUGCUCAUCAUCAACAGCAUAACAUGUGUUCAACACUGAUCCUUCGCAGUCCUGUUGCUAUGAUAAUUUGUUUGAUGCUAGGAAAAGCCGCGCCGCCAGAGAUCCACGGCACCAAAACUAGUUUCCCUUGUGUCCUUCUUCCAGCCGAUCCGGAAACCAAGUUUCAAAUCGUCACGCUUCUGGAAAAUAUUGAGAUCGACGUUUGCGUGGUCAGUCAGCGAGGCAUGGACACGGAGGUCUUCAUGUUUGAGGCCAACCGCAUAAACGUGUUUUGUGAGCUUGAAUGGUUCGGUGUCUACAACGGCCUGUGCGCCGAGCACGAUGUGCUUGAACUGAGGAACACUACCAAAUGCGUGUGA
Opisthorchis viverrini is the source of this 570-nucleotide messenger RNA. RefSeq lists its product as hypothetical. The record is from RefSeq and is a predicted model, not a curated record. Lineage: Eukaryota; Metazoa; Platyhelminthes; Trematoda; Opisthorchiida; Opisthorchiidae. The transcript has 2 exons. The coding region runs from base 1 to 570 and encodes 189 amino acids.